GCAGCUCGCGCGUGCGGACGGAUCCAUCGCUGCAGAAAGAUGUCACCGGGAGAGGACUAGAAUGACAUUUCAGAGCAAUGGAGGGAGAGAAGAGGGAGAAAAGAGGGGGAGAGAGCUGACGUAAGGUGAUGAGGUUCGGGCUGCUCCACGCCUGCGCGGGAGAGACUGGACUCAGCCGUUUGGGGAGAUUAGUGGGAAACUACGCCUGGAGCGAACCCCCCUCCGAACGCCAUCUUGGCUCGAGACGCUGCUAACAGAGGGAGCCAGGGUCCACUCUCCUCCGGCCAUUUCGGCUCCACCGACCAGCCGCCCGGAGGAUAGAGGGAGGAGUCUGGCGUUUCUGGAAGUCGGGGAGGCAGCCAGUCCAAACCAGCCAGCAUCCGAACCCGAGCUGGAGCGACGAACACUGUAACAGCGACGGGAUUUUUUUUUCUUUUUUUCGGGAAAUGAACGUCUCCCGUUGGGGUUCGGGGAGCUAAAUCCUUCCGCAUCCCAUACAUUUUGAUUUGGUUUCGGCGGGGAUAAGCCCUCCGUGGUCGUGAGGUUGCUAGCUAGCCGUUUUUCCAGUGCCGUUAGCUUGCGGUGAAGGGAGCAUCUCCGUCGGGGCGGGAAGCGUCCGUGGAUGCUGCCGCGGGACUCCGGCGCCGCUCCACAUCCAGCAGCGACACCCAAACCCCGAGGCAUGCGAGGCGGAGCGUGGAGAACUCCACGCCCCGGGGUCUGCUCUGGGGCCACCGUGUAGUUAGCUCGCUGGCUAGCCAGCAGAGCGAGCGAGCGACCGGGAGAGUCUCGGGAGAAGGUGGGGCAGCGGCAGCCUCGGUCGCUAGCUAAUGUGGCUAGCCGGCUAACCGAGCCCGCUGCUUUUCCCGUCCGGACAUUUCAGGGGCUCGAAUUAUCGGUGCUUCGGUGACCACAUUUCCCCGCUGAACGGGGGGGUGUCAGCGACUGCUCCCGGGUGGGGUUUCUUCUGGAGAGCAUCCUCGCCCACCUGGAUGACCAUGGCGGACGACGACGUGCUGUUCGAGGAUGUGUACGAGCUCUGCGAGGUGAUUGGCAAGGGUCCCUUCAGCGUGGUGAGGCGCUGCAUCAACCGGGACACCGGCCAGCAGUUUGCGGUGAAGAUCGUGGACGUGGCCAGCUUCACCUCCAGCCCCGGCCUCAGCACAGAAGAUCUGAAGCGGGAGGCCAGCAUCUGCCACAUGCUGAAACACCCCCACAUCGUGGAGCUGCUGGAGACCUACAGCUCCGACGGCAUGCUCUACAUGGUCUUCGAGUUCAUGGACGGCGCAGACCUGUGCUUCGAGAUCGUGAAGCGAGCCGACGCCGGGUUCGUCUACAGUGAAGCCGUGGCCAGUCACUACAUGCGGCAGAUUCUGGAGGCGCUCAGGUAUUGCCAUGACAACAACGUGAUUCAUCGCGACGUAAAGCCUCACUGUGUGCUGCUGGCCUCCAAAGAGAACUCCGCCCCCGUCAAGCUCGGGGGAUUCGGCGUGGCGAUCCAGCUGGGCGAGUCGGGUUUGGUGGCUGGAGGUCGGGUCGGCACUCCUCACUUCAUGGCUCCAGAAGUGGUGAAGCGGGAACCGUACGGCAAGCCGGUGGACGUGUGGGGAUGCGGAGUCAUCCUCUUCAUCCUCCUCUCCGGCUGCCUGCCGUUCUACGGCACCAAGGAGCGUCUGUUCGAGGCCAUCAUCAAGGGCAAAUACAAGAUGAACCCGCGCCAGUGGGCGCACAUCUCCGAGAGCGCCAAGGACCUGGUGAGGCGCAUGCUGAUGCUGGAUCCCGCCGAGAGGAUCACAGUCUACGAGGCUCUGAACCACCCCUGGCUUAAGGAGCGGGACAGGUACGCAUACAAGAUCCACCUGCCCGAAACGGUGGAGCAGCUGAGAAAGUUCAACGCCAGGAGGAAGCUGAAGGGUGCGGUGUUGGCUGCAGUUUCCAGCCACAAGUUCAACUCUUACUACGGCGACCCCCCCGAGGAGCUCCACGACUUCUCCGACGACCCGACCUCCUCAGGAUUGUUAGCUGCAGAAACAGGGGCAGUUUCUCAGGUUCUGGACAGCCUGGAGGAGAUCCACGCUCUGACGGACUGCAGCGAGAAGGACAUGGACUUCCUGCACAGCGUCUUCCAGGACCAGCACCUCCACACUCUUCUAGAUCUUUAUGACAAAAUCAACACCAGAUCAUCUCCUCAGAUCCGAAACCCUCCCAGUGAUGGAGUUCAGAGAGCCAAAGAGGUGUUGGAAACCAUCGCUUGUUACCCGGAGAACCUGGAGGCCAAGGAGCUGCGGCGGAUCCUCACGCAGCCUCACUUCAUGGCUCUUCUCCAGACUCACGAUGUGGUCGCCCACGAGGUGUACAGCGACGAGGCGCUGAGGGUGACGCCCCCGCCCUCCUCGCCGUACCUGAACGGCGACUCCCCCGACAGCACCAACGGAGAAAUGGACCUGGAGAACGUGACCCGGGUUCGGCUGGUCCAGUUCCAGAAGAACACGGACGAGCCGAUGGGCAUCACUCUAAAGAUGAACGACCUCAACCACUGCAUCGUGGCGCGCAUCAUGCACGGCGGCAUGAUCCACCGACAAGGGACUCUGCACGUCGGAGACGAGAUCAGAGAGAUCAACGGCAUCAGCGUGGCCAACCAGACGGUGGAGCAGCUGCAGAAGAUGCUGAGGGAGAUGAGGGGCAGCAUCACAUUCAAGAUCGUCCCCAGCUACCGGUCCCAGUCCAUGUCUUGUGAGAAAGAGUCUCCGGAUUUGUCCCGACAGUCGCCCGCUAACGGCCAUGCUAGCGUGACCAGCUCCAUCCUGGACUUGCCGUCAACGAUCCAGCCCAAAGGCCGCGUGAUCUCCAGACCUGCCAUCAAGGACAAACUGUCCAUCAAGAUCUACGUGCGUGCGCAGUUCGAAUACGACCCGUCCAAAGAUGACCUCAUCCCCUGUAAAGAGGCGGGCAUUCGCUUCCGGGUGGGCGACAUCAUCCAGAUCAUCUCCAAAGACGACCACAACUGGUGGCAGGGAAAGCUGGAGAACACCAAGAACGGCACAGCGGGCCUCAUCCCGUCACCGGAGCUGCAGGAGUGGCGUGUAGCAUGCAUAGCAAUGGAGAAGACCAAGCAGGAGCAGCAAGCCAGCUGCACCUGGUUUGGGAAGAAGAAGAAGCAGUACAAGGACAAGUACCUGGCCAAGCACAACGCAGUCUUUGAUCAACUAGACCUGGUCACGUAUGAAGAGGUGGUGAAAGUGCCGUCCUUUAAGAGGAAAACCCUGGUCCUUCUAGGUGCUCAUGGAGUUGGCAGGAGGCACAUCAAGAACACACUCAUUGCCAAACAUCCAGACCGCUUUGCCUAUCCAAUUCCUCACACGACUCGGUUCCCUAAGAAGGAUGAGAAGAAUGGGACCAACUACUACUUUGUGUCCCACGACCAGAUGAUGCAGGACAUCAGCAACAAUGACUACCUGGAGUAUGGCAGUCAUGAAGACGCCAUGUAUGGAACCAGGCUGGAGACCAUAAGGCAGAUCCACGCUCAGGGCAUGAUAGCCAUUCUAGAUGUGGAGCCACAGGCACUCAAGAUCCUGAGGACUGCAGAAUUUGCCCCGUACGUGGUCUUCAUUGCUGCCCCAACCAUCACUCCAGGCCUGACUGAGGACGACUCUCUCCAACGCCUCCAGAAAGAGUCGGAGAUGCUCCAGCGAACCUACGCCCACUACUUCGACCAGACCGUCAUCAACAACGAAAUCGACGACACCAUCCGCCUGCUGGAGGAGGCCGUGGACCUGGUCUCCACCGCCCCCCAGUGGGUCCCCGUCUCCUGGGUUUACUGACGGAACUAAGACCCCGCCACGCAUCUGUACAUAAACAGACUUCACCUCAUCUGCUUCUGUUUGUACAUAUAUACAUAAACAUCUGUACAUACAAAAAAAAAAUAUGACGAUGAAACAUAUAGUUGUGUCCUGUUGAAGGGUGAAGAGCAAGAGCUCCUUCAUUUUAAAAUUUCUGUUAUUUUUAAACAGACAGAAGCAUCGGAAAGGCAAUAGGCUCCUCCUUUGGUACUCUGUAUCGCUCCCACCCCGACCCCCCCAGACUGUAAAGAGACUGAACGUCGAAGCACAUAAGAAGCUGCUACAGUGGCGACAAGUUCACUGUCUGAGCUCCUAAAGCACAGGACUCUGGGCAGUCUCACAACGUAACCCCGCCCCCCGAUACCCUGAAAGGUCUCUGUUUACAUCUGAGUUUGCACAAACGUGGACAACAUCAACAAAGACUUGUGGUCUCUUGGGUUUUUGUUGUCCUCUCCUCCUUUUAUUUUCAGAAGCAAAGGAAUAAAAAAAGAAUUAAAGCACAGACAAAAAUACAAACACUGCCUUAUCGGAGCCUCGAGGGGGAAGAAGUCCAGAACACCUAUGCACACCCCCCAGUUACUACCACACGGACCGCCAACGCUUUCCCCUAAAGCGCUGAGCCGAUGGAUGGGCGGGGCUUCAAGGAGGCAUAGACAUGCAAACCUGUCUGAACUGUUAACUGUCGUCUUUCAGAUUCUACGGAGUGUUUGUCCGGGAGACCAGAACCAACCGUUUUUGUGUGUAAAUGUUCGAUGGUGCGUACCCACAUCAUGAGUGAAACACUAAAGAGCCAGUGUGUGUAUAUUAACCCCCUAAAAGAAGCUCGUAUGUGACAUAACCUUCUCAUACUUUGAUGGCCACCUGUGGACAAACGGUCCCCCCUCCCCCCAGAACCCGCGGGGAUCAAACUGUGACGCGGUCGCUGUCGGACCGCCUCCAGAGUCGAUUGUUUUCUCUUCAUGUCCUGUGUAAAUGACCUCUGCAGUAUGAAAUGUUUCCUUUUUGUUAUUUCAUUUUUAAAGAAAAUAUAUUUGAUUUGACGUGUU
Oryzias melastigma (Indian medaka) is the source of this 4885-nucleotide messenger RNA. Its product is annotated as peripheral plasma membrane protein CASK. Bases 993 to 3821 code for a protein of 942 amino acids. The record is from RefSeq and is a predicted model, not a curated record. The transcript has 28 exons. Gene Ontology annotation, molecular function: ATP binding; signaling receptor binding; protein kinase activity. Gene Ontology annotation, cellular component: cell-cell junction; basolateral plasma membrane; plasma membrane. Gene Ontology annotation, biological process: protein phosphorylation; regulation of neurotransmitter secretion. Lineage: Eukaryota; Metazoa; Chordata; Actinopteri; Beloniformes; Adrianichthyidae.